AUGCACAUGUAUGAAACCUUUCAAUGGGACAAUCCGUCUCACGCCUUGAAAAUCGACAAGAUACUGGAAAAGUUUGAAGAACGCUGUGUUCCUGCUCGAAAUGAAACGUACGAAAGGUAUGUUUUCUUCAAACGUGAUCAGUUGCCAAGCGAGUCCCUUGACAGCUACCUAACUGCAUUAAUGAAAUUGUCUGAGUCUUGUGGUUUUGGAACGCUCCGUGAAUCGCUCGUUCGCGACCGAUUAGUUCUGGGAGUGAAAGAUGACAGGGUUCGUGAAAAGCUCCUUGGAAAGCGUGAUCUCGAUUUGGAUAAGGCAAUUAAAACGAUCAAAGCAAGUCAAGUUACUCAUUCACGAGCAUCGGAAAUUGCGGGUGAAAUAUCAAGUCAAGAAGAUGUUAGUGCUGUGAAACACAAGUCUAGAGCACAAGAGAAAGGAAAGCCUCGCAAGAGUUCGACUCGGAACCCAUCGUCUAACAGUAAGUCUAAAGAGUGCCUAUUUUGUGGCCUAUUUUGUGGUCGGACAGAAAUGCAAAAACUGUGGCAAAGUUGGUCAUUUUGCAGUCAAAUGUCGCAGUGGUAAGUCUGAGAAAGUUAAUGUCAAUGAUGUUGAGGAAGUUUUCUACAUUAAUAAUAUUGGUGGAAAAGAUCAAGCCCUUGUUCCUGUUACUCUAAAUGACGCUGCUUCAGUAACAUUUCAGAUUGAUACAGGCUCUUCAGCAAACAUCUUACCACUUGAAGAUUAUAUUAGAGCCACUAAUGACUGUCAGUGUACAAACAUUGUUCCUAAAGAUAUCACUCUGGUUAUGCAUGAUCAUUCAAAGAGAAAGGCAUUUGGUUUUGCUAGGUUGAGAGUAGAGCAUAAUGGCAGCAAGCAUGAUUUGAACUUUGUUAUAGUUGAUCAAAAGGUUACACCUUUGCUUGGUUUGAAGUCUUCUCAAGGUAUGGACCUUGAGACAUCACUGUCCAAAAUGGUUUGCUGUUCAAGGGUGAACGUAUUAUUGUACCCUCCCAGUUAAGAAAAGAAAUGAUGGAGAAGAUUCACUCGUCCCACCUGGGUAUCGAAGGAUGUCUCCGCCGAGCAAGAAAAGUGUUCUACUGGCCCAGGAUGAAUGCCGAAUUGAAAGAUUUUAUUCUCAAGUGUGAUGUCUGUAACUCUUUUAAGCCACAGCAACCCCAAGAGCCUCUAAUGCCACAUGAAAUUCCUACGAGGCCCUGGCAAAAGGUUGGAACAGACCUGAUGCAAUUUGAUGGACGCCAGUACUUGAUAACCGUUGACUACUUUUCCUCGUUCUUUGAAGUGGACAAGCUAGAGACCACUGAUUCCAGAACUGUUGUUGAGAAACUGAAGAUGCAGUUUAGCCGUCAUGGGAUACCAGAGAUAGUGGUAUCUGACAACGGUCUUCAGUACAAUUCCUAUGAGUUCAAGAAGUUUGCAGAAGACUGGAAUUUUCAGCAUAUUAACUCUUCGCCCCGCAACCCACAAAGCAAUGGAAAGGUGGAGAGUGCAGUAAAAAUGUGUGAAAACAUCAUGAAGAAGGCAGCUCGGGGAAAGUUUGACCCGUAUCUGUCUCUCUUAGACUAUCGCAAUACACCUACGGAUGUUGGCUCCUCUCCGUCCCAAAGGCUUUUCAGCAGAAGAACGCGCAACCUGCUAUCGCUGACACCCAAACAGCUUGAACCUGUGGCAGUGCCACCGCAAGAUGUACAGCAAAGGCUAAUUGCCUCCAGACAAAAGCAGGCGUACUAUUACAACCUCAAAGGAAAAGCACUGCCUGAACUACAACCUGGUCAGAUUGUCAGGAUGAAGAAACCAAAUGAAAAGACCUGGACUGAAGCUGUUUGCAAGAAAAUGAUUGGACCACGAUCCUACACUGUUGUUUCUGGUAACCGCACAUAUCGUAGAAAUCGUAGACAAUUACGUUUGGUUCCAACCACCGAU
This is a messenger RNA of Porites lobata, 1938 nucleotides long. The record is from the annotation of a GenBank genome assembly. Lineage: Eukaryota; Metazoa; Cnidaria; Anthozoa; Scleractinia; Poritidae.